Gavialis gangeticus (Gharial) is the source of this 4860-nucleotide messenger RNA. It is a transcript of the gene SMOC1, whose product is annotated as SPARC related modular calcium binding 1. The coding region runs from base 1 to 1377 and encodes 458 amino acids. Gene Ontology annotation, molecular function: extracellular matrix binding; calcium ion binding; heparin binding. Gene Ontology annotation, biological process: extracellular matrix organization. The transcript is spliced from 13 exons. The record is from RefSeq and is a predicted model, not a curated record. Gene Ontology annotation, cellular component: basement membrane. Lineage: Eukaryota; Metazoa; Chordata; Crocodylia; Gavialidae.
AUGCCCGCGGCCGGGGCGCGGCGCGGCGCGGGGGCUCCCCAGCUGCUCGUGGCGCUGCUGCUGGUGCAUCUCCCGCAGGUCCGUCCCCACCGAGCCACGGGGCCCCGGUUUUUAAUAAGCGACCGUGACAGAGAUCCUCAAUGUAACCUCCACUGCUCCAGGUCCCAGGCUAAACCCCUCUGUGCCUCGGAUGGCAGAACUUAUGAGUCAAUGUGUGACUACCAACGAGCCAAAUGCAGGGAAUCGAGCCUGAGUGUAGCACAUCGAGGUAGAUGCAAAGAUGCUGGUCAAAGCAAGUGCCGUUUAGAGAGAACUCAGGCGCUGGAGCAGGCAAAGAAGCCCCAGGAAGCGGUCUUCAUUCCAGAAUGCAAUGAGGAUGGAUCAUUCACUCAAGUGCAGUGCCAUACCUAUACUGGAUACUGCUGGUGUGUCACACCCGAUGGCAAACCCAUCAGUGGCUCUUCUGUACAGAACAAAACUCCUGUAUGUUCAGGUUCAGUAACUGAUAAGCCUUCAGGCCAGGGUAAUUCAGGAAGGAAAGAUGAUGGUUUGAAGCCAACACCCACCAUGGAGACCCAGCCUGUUUUUGACGGGGAAGAAAUCACAGCUCCCACACUUUGGAUUAAGCACUUGGUCAUUAAAGAUUCCAAACUGAAUAGCUCCAGCAUGAGAAACUCAGAGAAAGUUCACUCAUGUGACCAGGAGAGACAGAGUGCCCUGGAAGAGGCCAGGCAGAACCCCCGUGAGGGCAUCGUCAUCCCCGAGUGUGCUCCUGGAGGGCUGUACAAACCAGUGCAGUGUCACCAAUCCACUGGGUAUUGCUGGUGUGUUCUGGUGGAUACCGGGCGCCCCCUGCCUGGCACAUCUACCCGCUAUGAAACCCCAGUGUGUGAAAGUGAUGCCAGAUCAAAGAGCACAGAGGCUGAUGACCCAUUUAAGGACAGGGAGCUUCCAGGCUGUCCAGAAGGAAAGAAAGUAGAAUUUAUUACCAGCUUACUGGAUGCGCUCACUACAGACAUGGUACAGGCCAUUAACUCAGCAGCACCUGCUGGGGGUGGAAGGUUCUCCGAGCCAGACCCCAGCCACACACUAGAGGAGCGAGUGGUGCAUUGGUACUUCAGCCAGCUGGACAACAACAGCAGCAAUGACAUCAACAAGCGGGAGUUGAAGCCUUUCAAGCGUUAUGUGAAAAAGAAAGCCAAACCCAAGAAAUGUGCUCGACGCUUCACCGACUACUGUGACCUCAACAAGGACAAAUCUAUUUCACUGCAAGAGCUGAAGGGGUGUUUGGGAGUCAGCAAGGAAGGAGGCAGCAAUAGCAAUUUCCCCCAGGGAAAAAUACAAGGCCUUAAUCCUUUCAUAGGACGCCUGGUCUAGGAGGAGAUCUGAAUGCAGGGUCCAACCCAAAGGAAGGACAGCUGGACGGACAGACACCCUGCUGCUUGUGAGCACAUGGGCAGCAAUAUCCACCGUAGCAGAAGUGGCACCCAGAACGUUUGCACUUUUUUUUUUUUAAAUACUUGGUUUGGUUUUUGAUUUAUUGUUAAUGCCAUUAUCUAAUACUCUGCAGGGGAGGGGGCAGGAAGAGCAUGACUUUUUUUUUCUUUUUUUUAAUUGGAAUAGCUACUGACGUUUGCUGGGACUUGAGAAAGAGAUUUUUAUAUACUGUAUAUAAAUAUAUAUGUAAAUUGUACAAUUGUCUUGUACAGGGGUUGGAGUCACUGUUCUGUUCCUUCCUUUGAUUUCUAAGGCUAUUCAGGUUAGCGUAAAGGAACACAUUGCAUUACUGGAUUCCAACAAGGCAUUGAUUUCAGCGACUGAUCCAUCUGCCAGCUGCACAUCAAUCUCUCAAGUAUCCCACUGCAUGUAGAAGUGAAUAUAUUGACCCAGCUAGUGCUCCCAAGUGUUCCUACAGAGUACUGAGUGCUUCCUGGGAAUUGCUGAAUAGCCCCAGUUCUGAUGGUUGGUGAGAGCCCUCUGUAGCUUGCAAGCAUGGGCCGCUGAGAGAGUACAGCUACAGCUUAACUGUCAGUGCAGCGAAGAAGUGUUUUUGUAUGUGAGCAUAUGUGAGGGAGAGGUUGAAACAUGAACGCCCUUAAGUGUGGAAGGGGCAGGGGAGCUGCAGGGGGAAGCCCAGCUGUGCCAUAAGGAAGAUAUGCUGCACCAAUACCAUGUCUAGGGUCACUAGGAGAACCAGCAGGCUGCCAAUGCUAGGAAAACAUACUACAGGCCCCAGUAGUGUCAGGAGAGUGGGUGGGGAGAGAAACUGUCUAUCUUCAUGUGUGCCAAAGUAACCACAAAUGUCCCGUAUAACUAUAUGAAGGACAAGAAAUCAAGUAGCUUUGCCCUGCACAGCAGGAGCAUCUGCCAGCCUAGUGACAGGCACUGGAGAGAUGAGAGUGCAUUUGUCAGAACAGAAAGAUACAGGAAGAGACCAAUCCCCAGGUGCCUCGUUAAUAUAAAUGGCAUCUCUGCCAUUUGGCUCAUUCUUUUUCUGAAGGCAUUGGUCAUUCCUGCGCAGAACCAUGGGUCCCUGUGUUUCUUCGAUGUGAAUCCAUAGCUCCCUGCCUGUUUAGUAGGGUGAUGCAUUGGCUCACAAUAACCUUAUCCCAUUUUUCUGCACCCUGCUAAUAUCGGUGUUUUAAGCUCUAAUAACACACUAUUAAAGCAGUGGCAGUGGCUCAGAUUGGCUAGACUGCUACUUUUAGAGGUUUCAAAGGGACUGCUUCAACUGGUUAUGCUUUGGCCAAGAUCUUUGUCUGCUAUUCACAGUUAGAUACAAUAGUAAAUUCUGCCGAGGGACAGGAACACCUAGACCCUCUACUGUGCAUAACAGCCAGUGGGAGCAUAGAGCUUACUAUGAAACAGUGUGUUCCUGCUUCGAGCAUCUCUGGUUUUCUUGACCCUUAGUGGGGCACAGCAAUCUCCCAUCUAUCAGACACCUAAACCUUUCUUUCACUUACUUGUAUGCACACCCUAAUCCUCAUGCUGUUCUGAUGCACUUGCCUUAGGUACCUGUUGUUUGCAUUCAGUAUUAUGGGGGACAGCUCUCUGAUGAUAGUUACCCAAGUACUUUAGCCAUUUUACCCACAAUGAGGCUUCUGAGGUGUUGCAUUUAAUUUGGUGAAGGGUGAUCCCCUCUUCCACCUACUUAUACACAGAGGGAAUCUGUAACCAACUCUCAAGCAAUUAGGAAAUGGUGAGCAGCCAUGAAUAUUGUUAAUAGGAUCUGGGUUUGAAGCCUGCCCUGGUUUAGAUCCUGUUAAAGCUAUAAUAGCAGUACCAUUUCAGUGUCCCAAAAUGGAUAUUGAUGGCAAUGCCAGGCAUUGUACCAUGGCCUUGUGGGUUACAUGCGGAACAUUGUUUCACAACAGUAUUUCGUUGCAGUGUGACAGAGGGGACUUUUAACAAACUGUGGCCAUGUUGCUUAGUUAUAUAAUUGUGUGACAUGGCAAGUCCACCUUUUCCUGGGAUGGCAGCACUUUGUGACAAUAGUGUCACAGCCGAAACAUCCCAGUGCCCCAGCACAGCAAACUUGCACCACAUUUAAACACCCAGAUGGAGCCUUCCUCACAAAUAUCACUCACUGGAUUCCAGGACUUGGGAUCUCACUGCUUGGGAGUAGGUUUGAAGCUGGUGGAAGCAUUUGGUCUAAAUUAAAAAAAACAAACCAAUUGACCCUUAACAAGUACCUUUGUGAAGUGCAAGUCUCACAGGUGUGUUGUAAAGAAAAGCUUUUGCUUUAUAAACAGUCCUACCCAUUGCUGACUUCUUUGUUGUAAGUCACCUGUAACGUAUGUCCGCUUUAUGCCUGCAAGUCUGCUUUCUGCUCAUUGCUUUUCCUUUUUUAUACAGAACCAUUUUGUGUACGGAUGUGUUAAGUGGAUUUGGUUCAGUGUAUAAUCACAGAUGUCAAUAUCCUCCCACUAAUCCUGCAGUAGGAAUGAAGAACAAGCCCAGCCUUGUAAAAACAUUGUGCUGUAUCUUGAGGAAUGAUGGGCUGGCUGGUGUUGUCAUUUAGUACUAUAUCCAGCAAGGGCCAAAGAUUGAUGCUAGGGCUAUAGGAUACUCUCAUGCAAUUGCAGGGAGCAGGAUGUGCCCAGCAAAAGGGGUGAGGUUCUCAGUGUAGCCAUUGCCUGCUUGCCCAGGCAGAAAAAAAAUGGUUAAAUUGAGCCUUAGUAACUGGGACUUCUUUGCUAAAACUCAUUGGCUGCUGGGGAAUUUAAAUCAUCCAGAUUUACUGCUAUAUCAUCCCUUCUGCAGCCCUAAUACUGCAGUUGUCAGUCCUGCCUCCCUUCCUUCCAAGAGAUGCUUAAGCAAUAUGUGUGCAUGUGCCCUCCACUAGCUGACAGCUUUGGGCAGCUCUUCAAAACGCCAAGUGGUUGUUGGCUAAAUGUGUCAGCAUCAGUCUCAGUUAGACCCUAACUGUAGCUUUCUGCCAGGACUGCCUCAUAGAAAGGGAACUGAGAAGUAAAUAUCCUCCCCUUCCAUAGUUGAAGAAUAGGACCUAGUACCCUGAGUUACUGUCUUCGGGGAAGGUCCCAAAAUAGUCUCUUGUAUUGCCUCUAUGGUGGAUGGUUAUGUGGGCUUGAGGCUCCUAAGUGAUUCAGGAGUUCUGGUGACUGUGUAUGUUAGAAGGUCAUACAGAAUAUUCUGGUUUUGUAGCAUAAGCCAUGGUCAUAGGGUUGUCCAACUCAAAGGUACGCAGUGGCUGAAACUCCCUAUGGAAUUAUGAUGCUAGUGACAGCAGGUUCUCCCAAGACUGAAACUAGAGGCUGUUAAUGAAGUUAGGUAGUCAUGGGAUUACAAGGAAGGCCCACUCAUGGACUAGAAAUUGGCUUAAGGUUGAGAGAAAAAAAA